ACAAAAUAAACAUGUCAAAACAGAGCUGCCUUUUGCGCUCGGCGGUGGAGAAGUUUUUUGGACGAAAUUUUCGCUUAACCACCGACUGAUCAUGGUGUUUUCGAAGAGAAAGAUGAAGCAGUUCCUAGCGUUCGGAGUGACGAUCGUGCUCGUUAUUUGUUUGUACAAAUCAUGGGGCAGUCCAACAAACGGCAUGUCACCACACUACGCUUACGAUGACACCGGCGAUAACGAUGUUGUCGGAGUGCUAGAUAACAAAGCUGUCGAUCAGGAGAGUCGGAGAGCCGCCGGUCCAUCACCCGAACGGCUCGUGCUGUCAGUGGCCGAUCGGAACGGUCACAAGCAACAGCACAACAGUAUCGAUGGAGCCAGCGAUGAUGCCGUCGACGACGACGACGUUGCACGGCUGCUGGUACAAAGUAAGCAUCGAUCGUUCCGGAAAGGAUUGGCCGCAGGCGGUGAGGCGAAACGAAGGAAUGAGCCACUGCACGGUGACGAUCUAGCACUGGACGAUCCGGAGCGAGAAUCGCGGCUAAAUGAGCUGCACGAGGCUAAGCGACAGAUACUGGUGCUGGAACGAAAGAUACAGGAACUGGAGGGCCGGAUACCGCGCAAAUAUCCGGACGUAACGUUUUUGAACUACAAAAAUCGCAAACGCAUUCUGAUAACGGGUGGAGCCGGUUUCGUUGGAUCGCACCUGGUCGAUUUUCUCAUGAUGCAAGGUCACGAGGUGAUCGUAGCGGAUAACUUCUUCACGGGCCGGAAGCGCAACGUGGAACACUGGCUCGGGCAUGAAAACUUCGAGCUGAUCCAUCACGACAUCGUCAAUCCGCUGUUCAUCGAAGUGGAUGAAAUCUAUCAUCUGGCCAGCCCGGCCAGCCCACCGCACUACAUGUACAAUCCGGUCAAAACGAUCAAAACCAACACGCUCGGUACGAUCAAUGUGCUUGGUUUGGCGAAACGGGUCGGCGCCAAGGUACUGAUUGCCAGCACGUCCGAAGUGUACGGUGAUCCCGAUGUGCAUCCGCAGCCCGAAACCUACUGGGGUCACGUUAAUCCGAUCGGACCGCGAGCCUGCUACGAUGAGGGUAAACGGGUGUCGGAAACGCUGAGCUACGCCUAUGCGAAACAGGAGAAAGUGAAUGUACGCGUGGCGCGGAUUUUUAACACGUACGGACCACGGAUGCACAUGAAUGAUGGACGGGUGGUGUCUAAUUUUAUCAUACAAGCGCUACAAAACCAGUCUAUUACGAUUUAUGGCAGUGGGCGACAGACACGAUCGUUCCAGUAUGUAUCGGAUCUGGUCGACGGUUUGGUUGCGCUGAUGGCAUCCAACUAUACGCAACCCGUCAACCUUGGCAAUCCGGUCGAGCGGACGAUCCAAGACUUUGCCGAAAUUAUACGCGAUCUAGUGGGAUGCAAGAGCAAAAUUAUUGAACUGCCCGCCGUCGAAGAUGAUCCGCAGCGACGGAAACCAGAUAUUUCGAGGGCAAAGAAAUACAUCAACUGGGAACCAAGGGUUCCUCUACAAGAAGGGCUUAUGAAAACGGUGGAUUAUUUCCGCAAAGAACUAGCACGCUCAAAUCACUCACAGCGAAACAUCUUUGUGCCCGAAACGACGGAGUUCCGCACAUUGCUAUGAUAUCGGGCAAAGAGUUGUGAUAUGGAUUAAGCAG
Messenger RNA from Anopheles maculipalpis, 1676 nucleotides. It is a transcript of the gene Uxs, whose product is annotated as UDP-glucuronic acid decarboxylase 1. The record is from RefSeq and is a predicted model, not a curated record. Gene Ontology annotation, cellular component: cytoplasm. Gene Ontology annotation, molecular function: UDP-glucuronate decarboxylase activity; NAD+ binding. Bases 92 to 1642 code for a protein of 516 amino acids. Gene Ontology annotation, biological process: D-xylose metabolic process. The transcript is spliced from 5 exons. Lineage: Eukaryota; Metazoa; Arthropoda; Insecta; Diptera; Culicidae.